Molecule: messenger RNA, 312 nt
Organism: Drosophila persimilis
Lineage: Eukaryota; Metazoa; Arthropoda; Insecta; Diptera; Drosophilidae
Exons: 1
Coding region: 1-312 (103 amino acids)
Source: RefSeq, a predicted model, not a curated record
AUGGACCACGACAGACUGUACAGGCCCACCGUCACCUAUCAUCUGUUCCUGUAUCGGGCCGAGCUGGCGCGUCGCAAUGCCCGCCAGCUGAGGCUGUCCCGCACCAAGAUCGAGAUCACCGACGAGCUCAUCUCGAAGACGGUCCGCAAUCUGAAGACCUGCAGCAUGGAUGACCUCAAGGCGGUCAAUCGAGAGCUGCUGUUCAAGCGGAAACUUCGCCACAAUGUCUCCAAAAUGAGCAAAGAGGCCAAGCGGCAGAGACAGCAGCAGCAGCAGCAGCAGCACAGUCCACAGUCCGCGGGGCAGCAUUAG